Messenger RNA from Camelus dromedarius (Arabian camel), 948 nucleotides. RefSeq names its product olfactory receptor 6C2-like. Bases 13 to 948 code for a protein of 311 amino acids. The record is from RefSeq and is a predicted model, not a curated record. NCBI's taxonomy places the organism in Eukaryota, Metazoa, Chordata, Mammalia, Artiodactyla, Camelidae. Gene Ontology annotation, biological process: G protein-coupled receptor signaling pathway. Gene Ontology annotation, molecular function: G protein-coupled receptor activity; olfactory receptor activity. The transcript has a single exon. Gene Ontology annotation, cellular component: membrane.
GUGAAAACAGUGAUGAAAAAUCAUUCUGCAAUAACAACAUUCAUCUUACUGGGAUUAACAGAUGACCCACGACUACAGGUUUUGCUUUCGGUAUUUCUGUUUCUCACCUACAUGUUCGCUGUUGCUGGAAAUCUAAUUAUCAUCCUCCUCACCCUGGUGGACUCUCACCUUAAAACACCUAUGUACUUCUUCCUUCGGAAUUUCUCCACCUUAGAAAUAAUGUUUACAACUGUCUGUGUUCCCCGAUUCCUGUACAGCAUGACAACUGGGGACAAAAGUGUGACCUAUAAUGCUUGUGUCAUCCAAUUAUUUUUUGUCAUCCUCAUCGGGGCAACAGAAUUUUUUCUUCUAACCGCCAUGUCCUACGACCGCUACGUGGCCAUCUGCAAGCCCCUGCACUACACCACCAUCAUGAAUGAAAGGGUUUGCACUGUUCUUCUCCUUUGCUGUUGGCUGAUUGGGUUACUUGUCAUACUCCCACCGCUCAGCCUGGGAGUUCAGCUGGAUUUCUGUAACUCCAAUCUCAUUGACCAUUUUGGUUGUGAUGCAUCGCCCCUUCUAAAGAUUGUGUGCUCAGACACUCAGUUUGUAGAGCAACUUGUUUUAAUCAUGGCUGUGCUGACCCUCAUACUCACACUAGUCUGUGUAAUUGUGUCCUACACCUACAUCAUUAAGACUAUUUUAACACUCCCUUCAGCUCAGCAAAAAAAAAAGGCUUUCUCCACCUGUUCCUCCCACAUGAUUGUAGUUUCCAUCACCUAUGGAAGUUGCAUCUUUAUCUAUAUCAAACCAGCAAAGGAAGGAGUGGCCAUUAAUAAGGUGGUGUCACUGCUCAACACUUCAGUUAUUCCUCUGAUGAACCCUUUCAUUUAUACCCUACGGAAUAAGCAAGUCAAACAAGCCUUCAGGGACUCAAUUAAAAAGAUACCAUUUUUUUCAAAAAAUUAA